UCCUUUUUCUUUUAUACAUCAAAUGGUCACAGAAAAAAGAAAAGAAGAAAAGAAAAAAAAGACAGACCAAAAACACCUUUUGUUCAUCAUUUGAAUAUCAAACCUUUAUAAAGCUGAAGUUUUCUUUUGCUCUCUUUUUUGUUCAACUUAUCAAGAUGAAUGCUUUAUGUUAACCCCUUGAAGAUAUGGGUUUGAGAAAUCACAUGGCAGAAGAUAAUAUCUUUUGUCUUCAAUCCCCAACUUUCAUAGAAUGGCUUAAACCACACAAUUCUUCUUUUUCUCCCUCCAUCUCACACUCGUCUUCGUCUUCGUCCUCCUCCGACCGUGAUUUGAUCUCUCAGACGACGAGCAUCCAAUGCGUUAAUACAGGGUUAAUUCCUGAUCAACAUGAAUUUUUUUCGUCAUCUCGAUGCCUGCCUUUGUUCACCGAGAUCGACGUCUCGACGAAGAAGGAUGAAGAAGGGGCACGAGCUCGAGAUCAUGAAAGGAAAUAUUUGGGAAUUAAAGAGGAGGAUGAAGAUAUGGAGAAAGUUGAAGUGGGUUUGCACAUUGGGCUUCCAAAUGUUGGUGAUGUCUCUAAUUUUGGUGAUCAUGGGAAGGAAUUGAAUGUUUGUGUAAAGAAAGAAGAAAUUAACAGCUUGCAGAAAAGCUUCUCUAAUUUUAACGCUCAAGGAAGGUUUUGGAUCCCAACACAAGCUCAGAUCCUUGUUGGUCCUAUGCAAUUUGCUUGCUCCAUCUGCAACAAGUCAUUUAAUAGAUACAAUAACAUGCAGAUGCACAUGUGGGGGCAUGGAUCUGAGUACAGAAAAGGGCCAGAAUCUCUUAGAGGAACACAGCCAGCAGCAAUGCUAAGGCUUCCAUGUUAUUGCUGUGCUCAAGGCUGCAAGAACAACAUUAACCAUCCAAGAGCCAAGCCAUUGAAGGACUUCAGAACCCUUCAAACUCAUUACAAAAGAAAGCAUGGUUCUAAGCCAUUUAUGUGUAGAAAAUGUGGCAAAACUUUGGCUGUUAAAGGAGAUUGGAGAACCCAUGAAAAAAAUUGUGGUAAGCUUUGGUAUUGCACUUGUGGCUCAGAUUUCAAACACAAAAGAUCUCUCAAAGACCACAUCAGAUCCUUUGGUAAAGGCCACUCCCCUUGCUCCCCUCUUGAUCAUGAUGAAUGCCUCACUGGAUCUGAUCAAGAAGAUCACUUCUCUUGAAUUAUGUUACUAGGGUUUCUGUCGUAUCGAUCUCAUGCAACAUCUUAAUUAUCUCGUGCUCGGUAACAAAACAUUCUCCGACCGAUGGGUCGUGCGAGGAGAAAUUAUUUGGGAGAUCUGAACAAUGUGGUUGACAACGGUACAACUACAUUGUGACAAUCACAUUGAAUAGUUUUUCUGAGAAGCUCAAGAGGGAACGAUUUGCUACGGAGCACUGUGAUAUAUUAUCUUUUUCUUUCUCCCUUUCUUUGAAGAUUUAGGGUUUUCUAAUAAGAUGGGAUUGCCAGAGGUGAUGAAGUAGAUGAAUUUUCUUCUUUUGUGAGAUUGGUGUUAGAUUUUAUUGUCUCUCUUUCAUGGAGGAAAUUUGUCAGCUUCAUUGCUUAUCGUAAACUGGUAAUCUUUCAUAUAUGAAGAUCGAAAGACUCUCUCUCUGUCUUUCUAAUU
Molecule: messenger RNA, 1643 nt
Organism: Benincasa hispida (wax gourd)
Lineage: Eukaryota; Viridiplantae; Streptophyta; Magnoliopsida; Cucurbitales; Cucurbitaceae
Product: zinc finger protein WIP3-like
Biological process (GO): anatomical structure development; regulation of gene expression
Cellular component (GO): nucleus
Molecular function (GO): DNA-binding transcription factor activity
Source: RefSeq, a predicted model, not a curated record